GUCCAUUUCUCUGCCAUUGAACUAUCACGAUAUCAUUCAUAAAACAUAGAGAAACCACUCAUUCAAAGCUCAAACUACAACAUUUGUUAGAAGUUUCCAAAACCCAUCCUUUUAUAGUUUUAUUCUUACAAAAACUAAAUAGAGAUAUUUUGUACGUCUUUUUUAGUACAAACACAACUAAAGGUGCCAACAGUUUUCGGCCGUUGAGUAAACUGAACUCUGAAACUCUUCAUCCGAAUGUACUUUUGUCACGACUAAAAACCAAAACCUCCCAAUUCAAAGCGGAUUACCUCCGGCCACCAGCCGAUCAUGGGGACUGCAAAUUUGUUACUUCAUUUUUCCUUCUUCCAACGUUGUUGGAGGCCAUUCCGGUCAACGGAAAACUCCGCAAAGGAAAAAUCAAAAACUAAAAAAACACAACAAAUUUAAGGUGGCCGGCCAUCUCUAGAAUGCACGCAACCUCGGACUAGGAGGUCCGGCGCAAUUUAGCACUCGCCUCCCCUACGCUCUUAAUUUGCACACCAAAUUACGCACGCAAUGCAUCAUCCUCAUAUACACACACACAUAUAUAUGCUCCGCAUCAUAUAGAUACACUUCUGUGUAUGUAUAUAUCAAUAUCAAUUUACAGUACACAUUUUCUCAUUUCCUCACCAAAUUUCCUGCAAAAUGGAUAUCUUCAAUGCUUGCAAGAUUAUUUUUUGUGUAAAUUUAUAUACUCAAUAAACGAUUUCGUCUCGUUUAUUUUUACUCUUCCUCUCUCUCUCAUCGGUUGAAGCAGAUUUCAUCAGAAUUUCGUGUGAACAGAGAUCCCCAUUCAUUCCUCUGUUUUUCAACGUUCUCUCAGAUCUUCGUCGUCAAUUGCAGAGCUCCUGUUCCGGCGCAGAGCCUCUCCGCUGGUUUGAAUUUCUCUUGUUCUGAAUAUUUAUCCGAGGAUUCCCGGCGGCUUCUUCGUUUUUAAGCUUUGAAUCCUCAAUUUUUAGUUAGGGUUCCGGUUCGAAUUAUUCGUGGAUUGGGGGUAAAGUAUUGGUCGGAGAUGAUAAUCAAGCGCAGCUUAAAAUCGGUAAUGCCGAAUUUAAAGAGGUGCCGGAUUAGUGACUCGGGGGGAGAUGAUGACGAGGGAUAUAGAAUUCGCAAGAGGAGGAAAGAAACCAAUAAGAAUGGGUAUUACCCGCUGCGCCUGCUCGGGGAAGUCGCCGCCGGUGUUAUUCCCUAUCAUGGGUUUGGUCUGCCGCGGGUUGGGGCAGAGGGAGGCAAAGAAUUCACUGAGGUAUCAUAUUGCGAGGAUGAGGGGGAUAAGAAGUUGAAGAUGAAAGAGAGCAUUAACAGAGUGCAGGAGGUUGCCAGGCCUCCACUUGUGAGGACUUCUCGAGGGAGGGUACAGGCACUGCCUUCUCGCUUCAAUGACUCUGUUCUUGAUAACUGGAAGAAAGAAAAGAGUAAGGCUACCACAGUAGAAGACUUGACUUGGGACCCUGAAUUCACUCCACAUAAAGAAAAAAACAGUAAAAUCCGUAGCGAAGUUGGAAAUAAGAAGCGGGUGAGUGAUCAUUUGAACUAUCAAUUAAGUAAGCGCUCGCCAUUGUUGGACUAUGAAACAGUGGAAUAUGAGAUCAACGAGUCAAAAAGAAGUUUUGAUGUUCGGAAGUUUCCUAAUUCCAGGAGUUCACUAAUGUCAAUACAUGAUCGGUCCUCGAAAGCAGAUAAGGAUCUGAAUGAAGACUUUGAAGAACGUGCAGAACUAAGUUGCGUUGAGGCAUUGGCCAUGUGUGAGGGAGAGAGAAUGUCCCAUAGAUUUUUGCCUGAGAACUUUGAGUCUGGUGACAUAGUUUGGGCAAUAUCUGGGAAGCACUGCCCAGCUUGGCCUGCAAUUGUCCUUGAUCCCAAAACACAAGUCCCCCAACAAGUUUUAAACUUUCGGGUUGUCGGCACGGUGUGCGUAAUGUUUUUUGGUUACUCUGGCAAUGGAACACAGAGGGACUAUGCGUGGAUUCGUCGUGGGAUGAUAUUUCCUUUUCUAGAUUACGUGGACAGGUUUCAGGGACAGACCAGCUUGAAUGAUAGCACGCCUGGUGACCUUAGGUCUGCUAUUGAAGAAGCUUUUCUUGCUGAAAGUGGAUUUAACGAGAUGCUGAUGGUUGAGAUCAACGCGGUAGCUGGAAAUCUUGAUUAUCUCCAGUCUAUUACGAGAGGGGUUUUCGAGAUAUCUGAGUCAAAUCAAGAUGUUGAAUGCAAUUCACUAAACAAGGAUUUGUUGAUGAAAAAAGAAGCAGAUUCCUGCGAGGCAUGUGGUUCAUAUAUCCCUCCCAAAGUGUCCAGGAAAGUAAAUGAUUCGGCUCCUGGAAGCAACCGCUUAUGUCCAGCUUGUGCAAGGCUGAAGAAAAUUAAACAUUAUUGUGGCAUUUGCCAGAAGAUUCGUAAUCCCUCUGAUAGUGGGACAUGGGUACGUUGUGAUGGUUGCAAAGUUUGGGUGCAUGCUGAGUGUGACAAAAUCUCAAACAGUAAUUUCAAGGAACUAGGAAACACAGAUUACUAUUGUCCUGAAUGCAAAGCAAGGUUUAAUUUUGAACUAUCUGACUCAGAAAAUGUGAAUUCAAAAUCCAAAAAUAUAAAAAAGGACAGCCAAGUUGUGCUACCUGACAAGGUUUCUGUUGUCUAUGCUGGUGUGGAUGGCAUUUAUUUUCCAAGACUUCAUCUAGUUGUGUGCAAAUGUGGGUAUUGUGGAACAGAAAAGCAGGCACUUAGUGAAUGGGCCCGUCAUACAGGUUCGAAAACCAAAGAUUGGAAGACCAGUGUCAAGGUGAAAGGUUCUUUGCUACCGCUGGAGCAAUGGAUGCUACAGAUAGCAGAGUAUCAUGAACGGAGUGGUAUUCCAUCCAAACCUAUAAAACGUCCAUCUUUGAAAGUUAGAAAGCAGAAACUUCUCACUUUUCUCCAAGAAAAAUAUGAGCCUGUUUAUGCGAAGUGGACCACAGAAAGAUGUGCAGUAUGUCGAUGGGUUGAAGACUGGGACUAUAACAAAAUCAUCAUAUGCAAUAGGUGUCAAAUAGCUGUGCAUCAAGAAUGCUAUGGAGCAAGAAAUGUCCGUGAUUUUACAGGAUGGGUUUGCAGAGCAUGUGAGACGCCUGAUAUUGAGCGCGAGUGUUGCCUUUGUCCUGUGAAAGGAGGUGCUCUAAAACCCACAGACAUGGCUCCGUUGUGGGUUCAUGUUACUUGUGCUUGGUUUCAACCUGAAGUUUGCUUUGCUAGUGAUGAGAAAAUGGAACCAGCUGUUGGAAUUUUGAGAAUUCCUUCAAACUCUUUUGUGAAGAUAUGUGUCGUCUGCAAGCAAAUACAUGGCUCCUGCACACAAUGUUGCAAGUGUUCUACAUAUUAUCAUGCUAUUUGUGCCUCAAGGGCGGGUUACCGCAUGGAGUUGCAUUGCUUGGAGAAAAAUGGGAAACAAGUAACAAAAAUGGUUUCGUAUUGUGCAUACCACAGGGCGCCAAAUCCCGAUACAGUUUUAAUCAUUCAUACUCCGAAAGGAGUCUUCUCUGCUAGAAGUCUUGCUCAGACCAAACAUUCAGGUUCGCGCUUAGUACCAACAAGCAGAUUGGCGCUUGAGGAAGCUCCAGCAGCUGAGAUUAAUGAAAUGGACCCAUUCUCAGCUGCAAGAUGCCGUGGCUAUGAACGACUGAGGGAUAAGAGAACAGGAGAAGAACCCAUAUUUCACCGGGUGAUGGGUCCACGUCGUCAUCCUUUUGCUAAAUUACAAAGCUUGAAUCCAAUAAAAGAAGUGACGGAGCCCAAGACAUUCUCUACCUUCAGAGAGCGGCUUCGCCAUUUGCAGAGAACAGAAAACGACCGAGUUAGCUUUGGCCGAUCUGGCAUACACAGAUGGGGCCUGUUUGCGCGCCGAAACAUUCCAGAAGGAGAAAUGGUUCUUGAGUAUCGCGGUGAGCAGGUCAGACGAAGUAUUGCUGAUCUUAGGGAGGCAAAAUAUCGUGUUGAGGGAAAAGAUUGCUAUCUUUUUAAGAUAAGUGAGGAGGUUGUGGUGGAUGCUACAGAUAAGGGGAAUAUUGCACGCUUGAUAAACCAUUCCUGCAUGCCAAACUGCUAUGCAAGGAUUAUGAGUGUUGGUGAUGAUGAAAGCCGGAUUGUAUUAAUUGCAAAGACGAAUGUGUCUGCUGGUGAUGAGCUAACGUAUGAUUACUUGUUUGAUCCGGAUGAAUGUGACGAGCUCAGAGUGCCUUGUUUGUGUAAAGCUCCAAAUUGCAGAAAGUUCAUGAAUUAGGCUUACUGGGUGAGUGAUUGCUGUUUUUCUCCUCAAGGAGCUCUAACCAUCUGGAUUGCCUUCCCGACGUCAUACUUCCGUGCAUACCAGUUUUUGCCUCUUCUCCGGCGUAUUAGCUCAUCUAUUAAUUAGUUUUUGUUGAUGCGGGAGGCUUGUUUUAUAAAUUAUAGGCUUACCAUAUGUAGAAGGUAGGUUGUUUAUUGGGGGAGGGGGCAUUUUGUAUAGAUUUAAUUUGUUGUUUAUUGUGACUGAAUGAAUGAUUAAAGUGAACAGUUUCCUCAUAGAGAUGUAUACAAAAACAGUGGGGUGAGGGGAGGAGGUGGCUUGCUUGAUUUUAUAGUAUGCCUUUUUCCCCUUAUUCUACUAUGUUUAGUUGAAGUUUGUCAAAGACUCAAAGUAUGCUUCUAAC
Messenger RNA from Cuscuta epithymum, 4679 nucleotides. The record is from the annotation of a GenBank genome assembly. NCBI's taxonomy places the organism in Eukaryota, Viridiplantae, Streptophyta, Magnoliopsida, Solanales, Convolvulaceae.